Messenger RNA from Corylus avellana, 1727 nucleotides. Its product is annotated as aluminum-activated malate transporter 9-like. The record is from RefSeq and is a predicted model, not a curated record. Gene Ontology annotation, biological process: malate transport. NCBI's taxonomy places the organism in Eukaryota, Viridiplantae, Streptophyta, Magnoliopsida, Fagales, Betulaceae.
GUAGGUUCACUUAUUUUGCAGAGAGUUCUGCAAUUGAUUAAGAACCUUAACAAAACGGAGCUGUAGAAGCAAGAGGGUUGAAAGAGUAGUGAUCAUAUUACUUCAUUGGAGAAUGAAUGGCAAAAAGGGUAGCUUUGAGAUCAAUAUCCCUUCAUCUAUCAAAGGGAAGAAGCUACCUGAGGCAAGCAAGAAAUCCGGGAAAAGCUUUUCAUGUAAAAACUGGAUUUGGCAUGCAUGGGAAUUAUGCAAAGAAGACAGCAACAGGGUAUUAUUCUCUCUCAAAGUGGGGCUAGCUGUUCUUCUUGUGUCUUUGCUUAUACUAUUCCAAGCACCUUAUGAUGUGUUUGGCACCAACAUCAUCUGGUCCAUCCUCACUGUUGCCAUCAUGUUCGAAUAUACAGUGGGUGCAACGUUUAAUCGAGGAUUCAACCGAGCACUUGGAAGCUUGCUUGCCGGAAUCUUGGCCAUCAUCGUUGCUCAGUUAGGUCUAUGGAGUGGCCAGGUUGCUGAGCCUUUCGUUAUUGGCAUUAGCAUUUUUCUGAUUGGGACUGUUACAUCAUUCAUGAAAUUAUUGCCAUCAUUUGCGCCAUAUGAGUAUGGCUUCAGGGUCAUCCUUUUCACCUUUUGCUUGAUCGUCGUCUCCGGUUACCGGAUGGGAAACCCUAUUAAGACUUCCAUGGAUCGACUGUAUUCAAUAGCCAUUGGAGGGUUUGUAGCAGUUCUAGUGAAUGUGCUUGUUUGCCCUAUAUGGGCAGGAGAGCAGUUGCACAAGGAACUAGUUGACAGUUUUACUGCAGUGGCUGACUCUCUUGAAGAAUGUGUGAAGAAAUAUUUAGAAGAUGAAGGAUUAGAACAUCCAGAAUUCUCAACGACUGUCAUGGAUGAGUUUCCGGACGAGCCUGCUUAUAGGAAAUGCCGAAGCACCUUGAACUCCUCUGCAAAAAUAGAGUCCUUGGCUAGUUCUGCAAAAUGGGAGCCACCACAUGGGAGGUUCCUACACUUCUUCUAUCCAUGGUCGGAGUACGUUAAAGUUGGAGCAGUUUUACGAUAUUGUGCUUACGAGGUUAUGGCUCUUCAUGGUGUUCUACACUCAGAAAUUCAGGCACCCUACAACCUCCGAAUCACAUUCCAAUCAGAAAUCCGAGAAGCUGCAAGUCAUGCUGCAGAGCUGGUGAAGGUGUUGGGCAAAGAUAUGAGCAACAUGCAGAGAAGCAUGAAACCCUCUUUACUGAAGAGGGUUCACAGCUCAACAGAGAGACUCCAACGCGCCAUAGACAUGCACUCCUAUCUGCUGACAUCCUCUUGUGAGCCCCCAGCAGACAGCUCUUCCAGGCAACUGCCGAGGCUUUCUUCUACCUUCUCAUCCACCCUCUGCGGCGACCUCCCAAACCAAGUGGAAAAUGUUGAAGAAAAUGGUGGGAACUCAGGGACUCUGCAUCUGGCAAGGACAGAGUCUUAUCAUGAGAACAUGAGGAAGCAGUCAAGAAGGAUGCACUCUUGGCCGCCUAGAGCAAUGGAUGCUUUUGAAGAAGAGGGAGGCCCAAGCGCAGACAAUUUGCCAAGGAUGAAUGCAUUGGAGAGCACUGCAGCAUUGUCACUGGCUACCUUUACUUCAUUGCUUAUCGAGUUUGUGGCUAGGCUUGAUCACUUGGUUGAAGCUGUUGAGGAGCUUUCAAAGCUGGCCAAGUUCAAGCAUGAAGGGCUCUAGAUGGAACAUGUCUCUCUCU